AAGAUUAAGAUGUUUACGUCGAUAAGCAGCUUCCCCACCGGCCACUCCUGAGUCAUCCAAGCUACUUGCUUAAACUCCCUCAACCCUAUAUUAGCCUGAUGAGACUAGGAUUCUGGAAACGGCGUCGUUUGGAUGUUGAUGGAGGUCUCUGCCUGCUUGCUUCCGGUCAGCCUGACCUCACGAUGAGGCAGAAGACUUGACGUUGGGUUUUCCUUUGGCGGCAACGUUUCCCCCAAGCUGCGCCACUCUUGGAUCCCCUUUUACUGCCACCUCCUCUUUUUGUGGGUUUUGUUGCUUCGGGAUUAAUGUUGAAGAGGACGAAAGGGUAGGUCCCGGUGAAGACACAAUUUAUCCUAAAGACUGUGACUAAUGACAAAUCGAUGCCAUGGAAGCUUAAAUUAAAUGGAAAUGAAUAUUGGAUAUCUACAAGACAAACUCAAGGAAAACAAUGGCAUGGGAUCAUUUGGUUUGUGUAAUUUUUUUUUUUACUGAGAAAGAAACCAUCUUCUCUUGCCUAUAAUGAUAUGAUCAUAUGAGUUCCCAAGAUGGAGUAAACGUAUCUAAAAAAAUGCUUGAUUUUAAUUGAAUAUGUAGAUCUUGUGUGGAUUGAUGUUCUUUUCAUCCGGGAUUUUUUCUGGGGAUGUCUUUAAAUCUUCUUAAGAACUCAUCUAUACAUGGUUGAAUUUUAUAAAAAAUAUUUAUGGGUUUUAAUUUUUGUGGAAAAUAUGAUUUUUCUUUACAGGGAAUAGCUCAUCUUCAUUGUCAUUUUACUUCUAAAUUGGGUAUUAUUUUUAAUUUGUAAUCUGUACUUAAGAGAGAAAGUAAAUUGUUCAGAGAUGGGAGAAAGCAAUGACCUUUUUAACUGAAGUAAAUUUUCCAUUUCUUGGGACAGCCAAGCAUAGGUCAAAUUGGUCGCCCCUUCAUGAGAUUUCCCAACAUUUUAAGAUGCUUGAAAAUAAUGUAGAUAUUCAGACUGUUGUGGGGACAAGGGGAAAACAAUAUCGAGUUUGGGUUGAUCAAAAUUUCCCAUCACGGAUUUAUUCAGAUGUGUGGCUUGUCAAUUUCAAGCAAUGGGAACAAACUGGUGAAGAACAGCAGGGGGGUGAAACAUGCAGUUCGCUUUAUGCAAUAUAUAAGGGCUAGCUGUAUAAAAUAGCGACGUACUUUCAUUUUGCUGGUGUAUUAUACCUUUCUAUUUUCAUUUACGUAAAUUGCAAAGUUGUAGUUCUAAUUUUUUUUAUCGUAAAGCGUUGUAGUUUUUAACAUCUACCCAAUAAUAG
This is a messenger RNA of Lactuca virosa, 1280 nucleotides long. NCBI's taxonomy places the organism in Eukaryota, Viridiplantae, Streptophyta, Magnoliopsida, Asterales, Asteraceae. The record is from the annotation of a GenBank genome assembly.